Molecule: messenger RNA, 1080 nt
Organism: Scylla paramamosain (green mud crab)
Lineage: Eukaryota; Metazoa; Arthropoda; Malacostraca; Decapoda; Portunidae
Product: nucleolar protein 58-like
Exons: 8
Coding region: 1-1080 (359 amino acids)
Biological process (GO): nucleosome assembly
Cellular component (GO): nucleus; nucleosome
Molecular function (GO): structural constituent of chromatin; transcription cis-regulatory region binding
Source: RefSeq, a predicted model, not a curated record
AUGCAGUCCAGAGAGGAAGAAAACAAGGCCGCAUCAAUACACCUGGAUGUGAACGGACAGGUAAACCCCAACAGGAAACUAAAUAAGAAAAAGGGAAAAAAAACACAGGAAAGAAAAAAAAAGAAAAUACGUAAGAAAGUAAGAAAGAAAAAGGCACAAGUGAAAAAUAAGCUACAAAAAAAAAAAAAAAAAAAAGAGAAGAAGACGAAGACGAAGAAGAAGAAGAAGAAGAAGAAGAAGAAGAAGAAGAAGAAGAAGAAGAAGAAGAAGAAGAAGAAGAAGAAGAAGAAGAAGAAGAAGAAGAAGAAGAAGAAGAAGAAGAAGAAGAAGAAGAAGAAGAAGAAGAAGAAGAAGAAGAAGAAGAAGAAGAAGAAGAAGAAGAAGAAGAAGAAGAAGAAGAAGAAGAAGAAGAAGAAGAAGAAGAAGAAGAAGAAGAAGAAGAAGAAGAAGAAGAAGAAGAAGAAGAAGAAGAAGAAGAAGAAGAAGAAGAAGAAGAAGAAGAAGAAGAAGAAGAAGAAGAAGAAGAAGAAGAAGAAGAAGAAGAAGAAGAAGAAGAAGAAGAAGAAGAAGAAGAAGAAGAAGAAGAAGAAGAAGAAGAAGAAGAAGAAGAAGAAGAAGAAGAAGAAGAAGAAGAAGAAGAAGAAGAAGAAGAAGAAGAAGAAGAAGAAGAAAGAAAAGAAAAGAAAACACAAAAAAAAGGAAGAGAUGAAAAGCGACAAGAAGAAGAAAAAGAAGAAGAAACAAGAACAAGAAAAUGAAAAGAAAAAAAGAACCCUGAACAAACAACAACAACAACAACAACAACAACAACAACAACAACAACAACAACAACAACAACAACAACAACAACAACAACCAGUCAUAAACGUAGGAAGGCCGCGUGACAUGUUACAAGACAUUCAAGAUGAAGUCAUCGACCUGAUAAUGGUAUCUCCUGUCAUGGCCACCCAGGGCAAUGAAGCGCCGCACAUCUCUCAGUCCUCCCACCUGCUGUGGUUCGCUCGUUCCGUGUCAGAGGACAACAUUAAAGACGAAAUACUGGGUAGAAUUUAUACUCCCAAAAGCAGAACUCCACCUUAG